AACUAGAGCUAAAGUUCAGUUAUUAGAUAAGCUGUAUUCAUCUUGAGAAAGCUGAAUAAUUUUGCAUUUAAAUGUUAUCCUUUAUAGCAGAUUGAACCAUCUGUUGCCCGUGUUUCUGGAUGAAGUUUCAAUUAAACUUCGGACAAAUAUAGUAUAUCCACUACCAUUCGGACUUUAUGGAGUAUGUGAGUAAAUAAAUGCAAAUAAUAUUUACAAUUAUUUUAUGAAUAGGUCUAAUAUAUAAAUGAUGACUGGUGUAUGAUAUAAUGAUAAUCGUAAAAAUAAUUAAAAUAUUCAUUAUUUUAACAUUAUAAUGUAAAGAGGAAAAUGCGUAGGAAACUAUUAUAUAAAUACGAAAUAAUAGAUGAUGAUUUAGAUAUGAACCAUUUUGAUUGCAUAGGCCUACACUAGUAUUAUAUAUUAUGAAUUGGAUUCUAUAAAUGUUUUAAUAGCUUGAAGUCUAUCGUUUCAAUAAUAUGUUUGUUUUGUGUUUCUGCUUCAUCGAAGUUGACAUUGUGAAGAGUUUAAUAGAAACAUUACCUGGGAACAAUGAUAUACGAAACAAGUUUAAAAGAUUACCAUUACCAAGUUGUAUAGUUGUGGGAAAUGAUGCUGCUUUGCCUAAAGCCAUUCUCGAUACAUUUGACGUAGUUAUACGUGUGAAUGACCUAAGCCUACCAGAGAGUAGAGUUGAUAACGACUUAGGUGGGAAAACAACCAUCCAACUCGUCAAAUCAAGAGGAUGCUGUCGGAAGCAUCAACGAUUUCAAGUCAACUCAACAAUAGUAUUUGUAGCGUACAGGUCUGUCGAUAUAAAACACAUCGUUGAGAUUGUCAAACGCAGAGUAC
This is a messenger RNA of Anneissia japonica, 849 nucleotides long. RefSeq lists its product as uncharacterized. The record is from RefSeq and is a predicted model, not a curated record. Lineage: Eukaryota; Metazoa; Echinodermata; Crinoidea; Comatulida; Comatulidae. The annotation marks the transcript as partial. The transcript is spliced from 3 exons. Gene Ontology annotation, molecular function: sialyltransferase activity.